UUUUUUUUUUUUAAUUGUUAUUUUUAUUUGAAAUAUACAUUCAAGUCAGGCAAUGAUAUGGAUAUUGGACAAAGGCCUAGUCGUCAACGUCGACAUCUUCCAAUACAUGGCACCUUUUCAACUUCUCAAUCCUUCUCUGGUUCGGUAAAUCAAGGUUGUAACGAUAGCGAAACUGACGACAAUGAUGAUCAACAAGAUGUAAACACUGAAAACCAUACUACUUCUUUAAUGAAUCCCAAUAGACGUCGACGUAUUGGUCAUGGUUCAAGGACAAGGAUGAAACCAAGUAUUACUGGCAUAUCAACAAGGAAUAAUAAUAUAAACUCGGGUAUUUGGCGUGUAUGGUUUUGGCGAAUGUGUAUUGUCUGGAUUGCCUUUUUAUGUCUACGUGUGGCUACCAGUGUCUUUCAAGGUGAUACGGCUUUCUUAAGUGUGACUCAGUACGUUUCUCAAAUCUCCUUCCUCUUUCCUGAUGCAAGCGGAGGUAUUUUUGAUUGGGUGACACGAUGUUUGGCGCGCCAACAGGAUGAACUUGGUCCCCCUUAAAAUGAAGGGUCUUUGGGAUGGUAGAUUAGUUUUUAGUUUGAUUAGUAUUGUAGUAUAGUAUUACAUGUGUAUAGUAUAAUAUUAGUAUAGUAUAGUUAGCAGUAGGGAGUCAUAAGUUUGUGUGUGAGUCUCGACUUAUCUAAUGUAUUAGUAUCUGUUGUUGAUUCCUAUCAUAUCCUAUGACGAUGAUUCCUAUGAUGAUGACAUGAUCCAAAAAUAAAACACCAUUUCAAUAUU
Messenger RNA from Halteromyces radiatus, 783 nucleotides. RefSeq lists its product as uncharacterized. The record is from RefSeq and is a predicted model, not a curated record. The transcript has a single exon. The coding region runs from base 58 to 546 and encodes 162 amino acids. Lineage: Eukaryota; Fungi; Mucoromycota; Mucoromycetes; Mucorales; Cunninghamellaceae.